CUGACUCGGGCCUAAAAGCAUAAUCGAAAAGGCCAAAAGUCCAGACCCAUUUCUCUGAUCUUCUUGAGUUCUUUCACCUCACUCACCCUCGCAUUCACUUUCGGCAACCGCCGCUGCACCCGCCAACCUACCCCCAGCUUCCCACCACUUCUCCUCAUUCGCCAAUCUCCCGCGCGCACCACGCACCACGCACCACAAGCUCCGCACAUCACCACACUUUCCGCGCGCAGCUGCCGCCUGCCCUUAUUUCACUGUCCAACUUGCUUCGGCUUUCCUCAUGAUAAAGGUUUUUGGUAUUCAGCUAUUAGUUGAUUAGUUUCUUUAUUCCGGAUACUGGUAGGUAUGGAUUCCCAAGUGAUGCAUGAGAAAUCGAAGAAAAGAGAUUGUGUCUAUGAGGAGCCUUUGGAACCUUGUGCUCUAGUAAAUGAAAAUGUGAUAUUUCACUCAAAAGAUAGUGGUACACCAACAGCAGCUGGUAAGGAAGGAAAUACCAAAGCAUCCGCUUUAUGCCCGAUUACACCCACUCCUUGUAGAGAAAAUGGGGAUGCUGUUUUUGUGACUAGCACCCCUUUGUCACUGGAAUCUCCCCAAUCACCAAAGGUGGAUGGCUUCAAUUCCACAAGUAAUAAAGAAGUGGUGGAUUUAGGUCUUGAUGGGAGCCCUCGCACACCAGAUGAGGGUGUUUUUGAUCCAUUUGCCCCAGGUCCGGAUAAGAUGCUUCUUGCCCCAGUUUGUAGAAAGCUUUUGAAAGAGUCUCAGAAAAUUGUUGCUCGACGGCUCAAUUUUGAUGAUGAUAGUGACGAUUUCCCAACGUCUAACAAAAAUGAGGAUAACAAAAAUGAAGAUGCCCUGUCUGAGAAGCUGUUGUUGGAUUCAUUUUAUGGAACUCUUCUGGAAGCCAUUAUUUUGAAACAGUCAGAGGAAUUUCUUGCUGAAAACCACCCUCUGGAAUCGGGCAGUCUUCAUACACCACCCUCACCACCUCCUUUGCUGGGUGUUGCUGAUACCUGCCCUGGGGCUCCCGUGAAGGCUGCAGCUGGCAAGUCAAGGAAUAUCGUCCCAGGACUUUGCAGAAAGCUGGAAUUCUAGUUAUUGACAGCCUUUUGGGUAGAAAAGGCCUGAAUAUAUAUAUAUUUAUGCUGACUUAUUUGUUUUUGGUGCUCCACAGAUGUAAGCAUAUCCUCCUACAUUGCUGACUCCAAGGGUUGCAAGUCCUUCAUUGUUGUAUGUGCAUUCUAGAUCCCUGUAUGUUCACCUCUUAGUUAGUUUUAGUGAUUCACCCUUUAGAGAGGUGUUACUUCUGUACAGCUGUUUUAGACGCUAUAUUUGUGCGAAAAUCAGCAAGUGUUUCAAUUUGCUUCA
Molecule: messenger RNA, 1362 nt
Organism: Beta vulgaris subsp. vulgaris (sugar beet)
Lineage: Eukaryota; Viridiplantae; Streptophyta; Magnoliopsida; Caryophyllales; Amaranthaceae
Exons: 2
Coding region: 343-1089 (248 amino acids)
Source: RefSeq, a predicted model, not a curated record